AUGCUUCGGUCUGCUUUAUAUGAAAUAGCUCAUGAUUACAUAAUCAUAGGAGAAGAUAGCUUGUAAAUUCAAGAAACUGAAAACUAUUAGCCAAAUCGAACUCCCCUGUCAACUAAAUAAGAAAAUGUGGUUGAUCCCUUCUAAAACUUCUCCAAUCUUCUUCAGGCAUAAAAACAAAAGAAAUAAACAAGAAGAGCCUUGAUUUCCAUUGACACCAACUUCAACACUAUCUCAGGCUCUCCUGAAAAAAAUUAAAAUGUUGUUAACUGUAGCUCAAAACAUAAAUCCACUUAUUCAUCCCCAAAAAAUGUUGUCUUCUAUGACAGACAAAUUCGGUGGUUGAAUUAAGUAAAAUAAACCAUCAAAGUAAAGGAAGUCAUACAACAACAGAGAUAAAGUGUGGAGUGUCCAUUUAAACCAAAGAAAUGUCCAACUUCCUUGCCUUAAACUACAAAAAACUAAAAUAACAAACCUAAAAAAAUGAGGAAAGAUUCAUAUUCAACAAUUCAUUUAUUAAAACAGAAGCUCUACUGA
Paramecium tetraurelia is the source of this 534-nucleotide messenger RNA. RefSeq lists its product as uncharacterized. The transcript has a single exon. The record is from RefSeq and is a predicted model, not a curated record. NCBI's taxonomy places the organism in Eukaryota, Ciliophora, Oligohymenophorea, Peniculida, Parameciidae.